Messenger RNA from Pneumocystis jirovecii RU7, 2355 nucleotides. RefSeq lists its product as uncharacterized. Gene Ontology annotation, cellular component: RSC-type complex. Gene Ontology annotation, biological process: chromatin remodeling. NCBI's taxonomy places the organism in Eukaryota, Fungi, Ascomycota, Pneumocystomycetes, Pneumocystales, Pneumocystaceae. The record is from RefSeq and is a predicted model, not a curated record. Gene Ontology annotation, molecular function: chromatin binding; protein binding. The transcript is spliced from 10 exons. The coding region runs from base 1 to 2355 and encodes 784 amino acids.
AUGAGUCAUAUUCCUCUAACAAAAGCACACAAAGAUGCUAUUAAAAAGAUUUUAAAUAUUCUUUAUAACGCGGUUGAUGAGAGUGGUCGUUCUAUAUCUAAAAUAUUUGAAGAAUUACCGGAUAAAAAAGAAAUCCCUGACUAUUAUGAAGUGAUUAAAAGGCCUAUGGCGUUAAAUAUUAUUAAAGAAAAUAUAAAUAAAAAUUUGUAUAAUACAUUCCAUGAUUUCAUAACUGAUGUGGCUCAAAUAUAUUAUAAUGCUAAAUUAUAUAAUCGUCGUUCAUCUGUAAUAUACUCUGAUGCUUGUUUAAAUGAAAUGAUCAUCGUAAAGGAACUAUCUGCUUUAAAAGAUAAAAAACUUGUAGAUGAUAGUAUACUCCCUGUUCUUGGGCCAUUGCCUCCAAGUUCUCCGGGGGAAGAGAAAUCUGAUGAUGAUGGCUUUGAUCCUGAUAUUGAAGACAAAAAUGAAGAAGAUGAAGAGGAUGAAGAUGAGGACGAUGAAGAUGAUGUCCGUCAUAAAAGAAGACGAAGAGAAACUAGGAUUAAGUCCUAUGAGCCUCCUAAGGUUAUGAGAUUUGAUACUGGUGAUAUAAAAAGAAAAAGAGGCCGUCCUCCAAAAGUAGAUACACCUGAUGAAGCUAGAAUGAAAAUUGUUUUGCGUGUUAUUCGGAAAGAGAAAGAUGAAAGGGGACGUACUUUAUUUACAUGGUUUGAAAAAUUUCCGGAUGAUAAAUUAAACCAAAGCCAUAAAAUUAAACAAUCUAUAUCUUUAGAGGAUAUUAGACAAAAAUUAAAAAGAAGGGAAUAUAAAACACUUAAAUCUUUUUUGGACGAUUUGGAUUUAUUAUAUAAUAAUAUAAAACUUAUAAGCCCUCCUGGAAGUCAUAUGUAUCGUGAUGCUGAUUACUUACAACAAGUUACACAUGAAGUAGCUUCAAUUGAAGCCUCCAGAAGAGAUAUUGAUUUUACAGGAUAUGAGAAAGAUCCAACUUCUAGUGUUGGUACAUUAAUUAAAAUUAAUCGCACUCCAUUACCUAAAAUUGAAAUUAAAGGCGAAGCUUUAGAAAUUGGUGAUUGGGUUCAUUUAAUAAAUCAUAAUGAUGCAAAUAAACCAAUUAUUGCCCAAAUAUUUAGUUUAUGGGAAAAUUUAGAAGGAGAAAAAUGGAUAAGCGUUUGUUGGUACUAUAGACCAGAACAAACAGUUCAUAGAGCAGAUCGAAUAUUUUAUGAAAAUGAAGUUAUGAAAACUGGACAAUAUCGUGAUCAUCAAAUUAAUGAUAUUAUUGAUAAAUGCUUUGUCAUGUUUAUUACUAAAUAUAUAAGAGGAAGGCCUAAAGAUGCAGGAAAUAAACUAAUUUAUGUUUGCGAGUCUCGGUAUGAUGAAGAAACAAAAAUGUUUAAUAAAAUCAAAAGCUGGAGAGCAUGUAUUCCUGAUGAAAUUAGAAAUAAAGAGUAUGAUAUGUAUUAUUUUGAAAGGCAACAGCAACCGAAGAAAGUACUCAGUCCUAUUUUGCAUCUUUUACCAUCAAAAGUAAUGGAGGAUCCUAAUGCACCUAUACCCGAACCAACUCAAGGAAAAGAAAAUGCACCACCUAUUAUUGGUGCGAUCAUUCCAGCGCCAAUACCAGAUGAAUCAACACUCAAUCCGCCGGAGAUUUUUAUACCAUCUAUAGUAUCAGCUCCUAUAAUUCCACAAAAACCUAUUAUUCCAUCUUUAGUAACGCAAACACAUACAUCUGUCGUGAUUAAUCCGAAUAAUCAACCACAAAACAGUCGCAAAACACAUAUUCCAUAUUAUCCUCCAGUUGCUUUUACAUUACCUGUAGUAGAUUUGAAUUCUGAAAAUACUCAAUCUGAGAAUAUUGAUAUUUCUGAAAAUGAUCUAGAAAAUCCAAAUAAAGAGAAAAACAAUGAAGAUAUUAAUAAAAAUAUAAAUAAAAGUAUAAAAGACAUUAAUAUGAAAGAUGAAAUUGAGAAAAUAAAUGAAAACAAUGAUAAUUCAAUAAUUGAAAGUGAAGAAAAGGCUGUUGAAAAUAUUAAAAGUGUGAAAAAAAGUAAUAAUUUUUCAGAUGAAGUAGCUGCACUUUUUUCUCGAGAUGAACAAGGCCGAGUAUUAUGGUUUCCUGUUCCACCAAUAGAUGUUGUUUCACCAACAUUAGAAACAUUUGUCGAUGGUAGAAGUCUUGCGUACUUAGCAAAUGUUUAUAAUAUGAUGGAGAAUCAUAAUGAAGAAUUUAAAAAAGAAAAAAAACAAAAACUUAACAUUAUGAAACCUUUAGAUGAUUCUAAUUUUUCAGAAUUUCUUAUUAAUGCAUUAAAUACUAUGACACAAAACAUAAAAUCUAGUAUUCAUUAA